AUGCGAUCUUUCGUUCCUUUUCUGUUUGUGGCGAUUGCCUCAUACACUAGCGCUAAUAACUAUGUACGAGUGUGCUAUCACACAAACUGGUCUCAAUACCGUCCAGGUAUUGGAAAGUUCUUUCCUGAAAACAUUGAUCCUUUUCUGUGUACCCAUCUAAUGUACGCGUUUGCAAAAAUCGAUCGAAACACCAACAAACUGGCCAUGUUCGAGUGGAAUGAUGACCAGUUAUACCCCAGGUUCAACGCCUUAAAGAAUAAAAACCCUGAGCUGCGAACGUUGCUAGCAGUAGGAGGAUGGAACCACGAGAAC
Molecule: messenger RNA, 312 nt
Organism: Pocillopora meandrina
Lineage: Eukaryota; Metazoa; Cnidaria; Anthozoa; Scleractinia; Pocilloporidae
Source: the annotation of a GenBank genome assembly